AUGUUCCCGAAAUUGAAAUUACAUAAAACGAAUUUAAAGUUACGGUCUUAUUGUAAAGAAAGUUUUGUGCCACUCGGUUUUAUUAAAGUAAAGGUUGAAGAUUUGAAUGAAAUUAAAGUGCUAAACAUAUAUGUUGUUAAAUAUGAUAAAGAUCCAUUGUUAGGUCGAGAAUGGAUUAAUCAAUUAAAAACUUUAAAUAAACGCACAGCUCCUUAUCAUCCCGCCACAAAUGGUUUAGCGGAGCGUUUUGUUCAAACUUUAAAACGAGCGUUGCGUAAACUAAAGAUUGCUAACGGCAAUAUCAAAGCUAAUCUGCAGAAAUUUCUUUACCACUAUAGAUUAACACCACAUCCGGAGUUAAAUAAAUCGCCCGCAGAAGCGAUGUACGGUAGAAAAUUAAGAAGCAGAUUAGAUUUGAUGUUCCCUAAAAUAAAUAAAAACAAUGAAAUAAUAGAGAAUUUUGGGAAAGCAAACAAUUUUAAGAAGGGCGAAAAGGUCGUCGUUAGAGAAUAUUUGAACAAAAAUAACAAAUGGCGUUUUGGCAAUGUAAUUACAAGGUUAGGAAAAUUACACUAUAAAGUUAAAUUAGAAGAUGGUAGAAUAUGUAAGUGCCAUAUUAAUCAAAUAAAAGGUAUAGGAAGUCAAAUUAGUAAUAAGAUACAUUUCGACGAUGUCGAUCAUAAUGGCCCAAUAGAAAUAACUAAAGAUAUUGUUACUCCUGAAAAUUAUGCAGAAAUAGAAUUAGGGCAGGACAAUUUCGACUCUGGAAGCUCGAGAGACUGCUCCGAGGAUACUGCAGUAUCAGAAUCCGAGGAAGGGGGAAUUGCUAAAAAGCCAAUGUUCCACACACAUCAGUCUCUCCAAAAACCAAUGAUAGCGAGCGUCAACCAACUGUAA
Molecule: messenger RNA, 897 nt
Organism: Linepithema humile (Argentine ant)
Lineage: Eukaryota; Metazoa; Arthropoda; Insecta; Hymenoptera; Formicidae
Source: RefSeq, a predicted model, not a curated record